Messenger RNA from Manduca sexta (tobacco hornworm), 1456 nucleotides. RefSeq lists its product as uncharacterized. The transcript has 6 exons. The record is from RefSeq and is a predicted model, not a curated record. NCBI's taxonomy places the organism in Eukaryota, Metazoa, Arthropoda, Insecta, Lepidoptera, Sphingidae. Bases 275 to 1213 code for a protein of 312 amino acids.
UCCGAGGGUUAUUAUAACAUACACGGUUAUGAUCCUGCGUGAACAGUGGUGCCGAGAAGAAAAGUAAUAAUUGAAAAGAAAACAGUUUUUACAACAGUUUAUACUUGAAGUUUAUACCUACUCUCUUCUUAAUAUGUCUGCAUGAUAAUGUUGCUAUAGUAACGCAUUGACGUUCAAUGGCUUGGAUAAACAUGUUAUUUAGAAUACAAAACAGUAAACUUAAGAAAUUGAAUACGACACAGAAACGUGACUAUUUAUAUUAAACCCCAGAGUAAUGGCUUUGUUACCUGAUCUAGAUAUCAAAUCAAUUUUCGAUGUCGUAGAGGAAAACUUUCAAAGUCUUGGAUUGGCAACGUACGCCAUUCGUAUGAUAUACAUUGGUGAACAUACUCUACCUAAAGAGGAAAUGAUUCAACACUUUCAAAAGACUGUGCAUGGUGUCAACGCCGGUUACUGUGAAAUAAAUGUUUAUGGAUUUUUACUAGUGUAUGACAGUUAUUUCGUGCAUAUUAUUGAGGGUUCUGAAGACACCGUACACAGACAAUUGAGAUUUCUCUUCCAACUAGAGGUGAAUUGGAUUAAGGAAAUGAAAAGAUUAGAUGAAGAAGCAGCAUCGAGAGCUGCCGCGGAGGCGGAGGAGGAGGGACGCACCCCUGAACCGCCGAAGCCUAUCCAAGAACGGAAAAUGUUUAAGCGGCUUAAACUUUUGAUGGUUUACCAUUCUAUACAAACGAUGUUGUUCGAUAGUUGGCGCGCAGUUACAGCACGACCCCCAUCUUUAGUAGGCAAAUUGGACAUUCACGGACCAUUUUCGGAACACAUAGAACAGCUAAGCAUUUGCCUCGAUAAAAUCACUAAGCUGUGUAAUCUCGCAAAAUUAGAUGAAAUGCUAUCGUUCGAGGGAUUAAGCGCGGUGGAUCCCAAAAUCGAAGCACUACCAGAAGUAGCGUUGCUGGACUUUCUCAUUCAGUCGCAACACAUUCUAGAUCUUCGGCAAGCUGCAUACAUGCACAGACGAGUUGACGAUUACAUAUUUUAUUUUGAAAGUGUGUGGCCUCUUCCCACACAUUUUACACCAAAAUUAUUAUAUAAGCUGAAGAUUGACGAUUCAUUUGUGGAACCCCUGCCUGUGAUGCCGUGGGAAGUGAAGAAAGAAAAGGCCGAAGACGAGGAGAAAGAAGAACAGCAGAGCGGGAGUUCUUCUAGUGAUUAGUGCAUUUGUGGCGUAUAAUAUUGUACUCUAUCAACUUUGUGAAGGGAUUAUAAGUCCUUAUGUUAUUGUUAUGGUAGACAGAAUAUUAAACAUUUUUAAGGUGACCAUAUUAAACUGCAGCUGUGGUCGCUGUAACGAAAGCUAGUCACUUUUUUUAACAGUUAUGUUGAUUGUUGGGUAUAUAUACAAAUCUAUAAUGUAUACUCGUAUCAUGUCUAUCAAUAAUAAAUGCACUCACUCGUU